AUGGUGGCCAACUCACUACGGGCACAGCUGCUACAAGACAUCGAGACGUCGCCCAAGCUCUACCUUAUGAAGAGUAGGCCAGAGCCACAGCGCAACGGGCCCCCGAAGACGAGCCUUAUGAAAUUCCGCCACUAUCUCCACCUCCGCGAUAAGGAAGAGCGCAAAGCGUUUGUCCGGGUUCUCGCAAGCGAGCACCCAUUCGCGCUCGAGAAGCUCCGCCACGGCCACACGCGAAACUACAAGAUUUACAGUGUCGUGCCCCGCGACCGUCGCCUCUGCCGCCUAUGCGCUGAUGCAAUAGAGUCGCCGGAACACGCGCUCUUGCUCUGCACUGGCGACGACAGGCUACGCGACAUGCGGGCAAUUUUCCUCGCGCAAGCGGCGGCCCGUCAGCCGGGUCUCCCGGACACGCGUGACGCCGCGCGCGCGACGGAGACACUGCAAUCCUUGCUCUCCCUACCCAAUAUCGCUGGGGAACUGGCUAGGUACAUAUUGUUCGUCUUCGACCUGUUCGAUAGCGUUGCCCUGGUCUGGCCACCAGAUCUGAUCACAAGGAUACCCAGAACCGCGACUGCUGGACAGGAUCGCGGUCGCGGGCGUGGUCGCGGUAGACGUCUCGUAGCAAAUACCUGA
Molecule: messenger RNA, 633 nt
Organism: Peniophora sp. CBMAI 1063
Lineage: Eukaryota; Fungi; Basidiomycota; Agaricomycetes; Russulales; Peniophoraceae
Source: the annotation of a GenBank genome assembly